Messenger RNA from Aspergillus alliaceus, 1268 nucleotides. RefSeq names its product SNARE domain- containing protein. Lineage: Eukaryota; Fungi; Ascomycota; Eurotiomycetes; Eurotiales; Aspergillaceae. Gene Ontology annotation, biological process: endoplasmic reticulum to Golgi vesicle-mediated transport. The transcript is spliced from 4 exons. Bases 296 to 805 code for a protein of 169 amino acids. The record is from RefSeq and is a predicted model, not a curated record.
CCUUUCCAGAAUAGGGAAAGCUAUUCCGUUUACGGUAACCCGCCGUCACCCCCGUUCGGACCCAGGAAAAAGUGCGGUCUUUAUAUGGAGUACUUGUCCUGAGAUUCUAUUGAUUGCCGCAACCAGACCGCAGGUCGCUUCGGAGCAUUAAGCCACGGGAUAGAGGCUUCAAUUACAAAAGUUCUGCUGACAUUGUUCUACGCGAUGCCUGUGAACUAGCAUCUGGCAAAUAAUCAAUUUAUGGUACAGCUUCCUUGAAUUUCCGUAAAAGAGUCGAACCUACUUAUCGUCAGCUAUGGCUUCACGGUUUCCACGCUCGAACCUUCACCAGCGUGAUCCGCGUGCAUCAUCCUCCCUCUUCGAUUCAUAUGGUGGCGAUUCCCGACCCGCCAGUAAGUCUCCUGGCCGAGUGGGUGGAUAUGGUUAUGGAGGAUACCCCAGUGAUGUGUCCGUAAAUGGGGGUUCGGUAGUCGGAGGGGGCUAUAGAACUGCGACGCCAAAUGCGAAGGGCCACUACUCCGAUGCCGUUCUGUCCCAUCUUGAGUCGCAGAAUGACGCCGAGGUAGAGGGCAUCAGUGCAAAAGUCAAGAUGUUAAAAGAUCUUACACUUGCUAUUGGCGAAGAAAUCCGGGAUACUUCGACUAUAACGGAACUUAAUGAUUCCUUUGAUAAUACUCGUCUUCGUAUACGUGGAAACAUGAAUCGCAUGCUGCGGAUGGCGGAACGGACUGGCGUCGGCUGGCGUGUAUGGCUGGCUUUCUUCCUGGCUGUUUUCCUUCUCUUCGCUUAUGUGUGGAUGACCUGAUUAGUCUGGGUAUAACUCUACUAGGUCGACUAGUACCCUGUUACUCUAGUACUUUCUUUGAGUCACGCUCUUCCCUUCCCGACAUGAGCCACAAAAGCAUCCGAGCCCAACUAUCUGCUAAUAUCCUCGCUGAUAAUUUGAUGACUAACAAACGAGCAUGGCCUCUGGAUUUUAUCUAUUUUUUUUUUGUCGACCCUUUCAUUGCGGCCUUUGAUGAUGUGCGACUGUCAGAUAUUUCGACAUUCCAUUCGAACUGUCCCUUCACGCUCAGUCUCCUGUAAUAUCUCUUGUACUGAGGCCACCGCCAACCCCUAUUUGUUGCCUUUAUGAUGAUGAUGCAUGGGUGGAGUUGUGGCUGAUAUGUCUGGUCUAGUCUGACGAUUCCUUUCUAAUGUACUACCUUGUGUAAAUAAUGGCUGAUCCAAUGACUAAUAUUCGAAGAGUACCAUUUCAACUGUUUUCA